AUGUCCGACAACGGGGACGUCGAGGUCGCCGCCUUCCCUGUCCUGCCCAAGGAGGUUCUGGCCGAGCAGGGCAGCAUCAAGCUGUUCAACAAGUGGAGCUACGAUGAUGUCGAGAUCCGUGAUAUUUCCCUGACCGACUACAUCCAGAUCCGCUCCCCCGUCUACAUCUCCCACUCUGCCGGUCGCUAUGCCGCCAAGCGUUUCCGCAAGGCUCAGUGCCCCAUCAUCGAGCGUCUCACCAACUCCCUCAUGAUGAACGGCCGCAACAACGGAAAGAAGCUCCUGGCUGUGCGCAUCGUCGCUCACGCUUUCGAGAUCGUCCACAUCAUGACCGACCAGAACCCUCUCCAGGUCGCCGUUGACGCCAUUGUCAACUGCGGUCCCCGUGAGGACUCCACCCGUAUCGGUAGCCAGGGUACCGUCCGUCGCCAGGCCGUCGAUGUGUCUCCCCUCCGUCGCGUGAACCAGUCCAUCUCUCUGCUCACCAUCGGUGCUCGCGAGGCCUCUUUCCGCAACAUCAAGAGCAUUGCUGAGUGCCUUGCUGAGGAGCUGAUCAACGCCGCCAAGGGUUCUUCCAACUCCUACGCUAUCAAGAAGAAGGACGAGCUCGAGCGUGUUGCCAAGAGCAACCGGUAA
Messenger RNA from Penicillium samsonianum, 636 nucleotides. Its product is annotated as 40S ribosomal protein uS7. Gene Ontology annotation, cellular component: cytosolic small ribosomal subunit; ribosome. Bases 1 to 636 code for a protein of 211 amino acids. Lineage: Eukaryota; Fungi; Ascomycota; Eurotiomycetes; Eurotiales; Aspergillaceae. The record is from RefSeq and is a predicted model, not a curated record. Gene Ontology annotation, molecular function: mRNA binding; structural constituent of ribosome; rRNA binding. The transcript is spliced from 4 exons. Gene Ontology annotation, biological process: ribosomal small subunit assembly; translation.